Molecule: messenger RNA, 516 nt
Organism: Polyodon spathula (Mississippi paddlefish)
Lineage: Eukaryota; Metazoa; Chordata; Actinopteri; Acipenseriformes; Polyodontidae
Gene: selenoe
Product: selenoprotein e
Exons: 5
Source: RefSeq, a predicted model, not a curated record
AUGAAGGACAUCAGAAGUGCCAGAGGAAAACUGCUUGCCCCCAGUGUGAUUGGGUGAUCAAUCAAGAAAAUGCCUGAGCUUCAGCUAUUCCUGAUGGAGCGCGUGGCAUUGUACCAUAACCUGGAAUAUGUCUCUGGGGAGGAAAAGGAGCCCAAGCUCAUCUUUUACAACGGGAAAGAAGAGGUUGUGAAGACUGUUCUAGUUGAGGAUAUGAAAGCGGAUGAGAUCUCUGCUCUCCUGGAAUCUCUGGGGUUCUACAAAAAGUCACAGAAAGGUGAAGAGGUCCCCAAGGAGUUCCAGCAUCUCCCUCUGAAAGCUCCUAGAGAUGAACUCUGAGAGCACCUAGUGUUCAUCUUGAGUAUUGCUGCAGGAAGCAAGAAUGAGGCUGGGGAUCGAAAGGCAGCACCGUGCCUGGUCUCAGGCUGAGCAGAAGCUUCUCGUAGUGAGAAAAAAAAAUGAAUACAUUCAUUGUUAGAAGCAAAACAAAUAAUAAUGAUGAUGAUGUAAACCAAAUUG